AUGCAGAGUUCAUUAGCAGAUAUUGAAGCUAUACUAUCUGGCAAGGAGCUAACACUGCACAGGUUAAGUGCAGACGAAGGCUUCAUUAAAGUACAAUGUUUAGCAGAAGGUGUCUAUCCUUUGCCACUAAUACUUCUUCAUUCUCAAAGGAGAAAUAUAUCUGAGACAGAUAUAAUAUCAAGAAGGCGAGGGCAGCUGUUCGAAGUAUCAGCCACAGUGACGUUACCUGCUCUUGAAGGCCCAGAGGUAUUUUCCUGCAAGCUCCAUAUACCCCAAGCGAAUUACACGACCCGUAGGGAAACAGUUUUCUAUCCAGGAGAGGUACUGACUGAACAGAUCGAUCAAAACAAAAAAGAUUGUACAACCACACAACAAAAGGAAAUUUUGUCUUCAUGUGUUUCUGGUCCUCUUAUAAACAAAUACAAACUGGUAGAGGCCACUAAAAGAUUGGCCACUAAGUACUACCAAAGAAAAGUUACGUCCAAAUCAAAAGGAAUUAAUCUAAACAAACGACAAAGAGCUUCUAUCACAAUGAAAUUAAAAGAACGAGUUGGUGCAUUUCCCGAGAAUGAUUCAAACUAUAUUUGUACUCCAGGCAAAAAAGAUAAAGCUACUAAAGAUGGCACUGUUAAGCAAAGAAGAUAUUUAACAGACACCCUUCUAAAUAUGUAUAUAAAGUUUAGGCAAGAAAACUAUAAUGUAAACGAAGAAAAUAUUUCAUCAAUCGAUACUGCUUUUGAUCAGAAAAACAUAAAACCACUGCCAAAGAUGAUGCAACUUCACCAAGUGACGUGGGAGAAAGCAAAUAAAAACGUAUUAAACUUAAGGGAGCUUUCAUCUUGUCAAUGCAAAGAGAUUUGUUUGCAUAACAGUAUAUUUCCAAAUCAGUGCCAAAUGAAUGACAUGCGGAUGUGUUGGGUUUCUUUAACUAAAGUUGAAAUUUUCCUUUACGUAAUAAUUUUAGAUAAUAAAACUGUUGAGGAGUCUGUUGUAGCAGAUGUCGCGAAAGACAGUCCAAAAAAGGAAGGACAUUGGGUUACCGUGGUGUUUAAUUCCGAAUGGUUCCCAAGGCAGAUAUUAAGAGUUGAAGGCAGUAACCUUGUAAUAUCAUUUAUGCGGAAAUCGUUGCCUCAAAAGAUGGAUGUUUAA
This is a messenger RNA of Psylliodes chrysocephalus, 1149 nucleotides long. Lineage: Eukaryota; Metazoa; Arthropoda; Insecta; Coleoptera; Chrysomelidae. The record is from the annotation of a GenBank genome assembly.